AUGUCAGAUCGCGAGUUCAGUUCGAACGAUGACCUGUCGCUUCCUAAAGCGACGGUCCAAAAAAUUAUCACCGAAAUUCUACCUCCUUCUUCCGGCCAGACCUUUUCCAAAGAUGCUCGCGAUCUCCUUAUGGAAUGCUGCGUCGAAUUCAUCACCUUGAUCUCCUCCGAAGCCAAUGACAUCAGCGAGAAAGAGGCCAAGAAAACAAUCGCCUGUGAGCAUGUAGAGCGGGCUCUGCGUGAUCUUGGUUUUGGCGAUUAUAUCCCGGAUGUCCUUGCUGUGGCAGAGGAGCAUAAGGAGCAGUUAAAGUCGCGAGAAAAGAAACAAAGCAAGAUGGAGCAGAGUGGACUGUCGGAAGAGGAGCUGUUACGACAGCAACAGGAGCUGUUUCGCUCUGCUACGGAGAAGUAUCACGCUGCCCCGGAGUAA
Aspergillus oryzae RIB40 is the source of this 429-nucleotide messenger RNA. RefSeq names its product negative cofactor 2 transcription regulator complex subunit NCB2 (gene nctB). Bases 1 to 429 code for a protein of 142 amino acids. Gene Ontology annotation, cellular component: negative cofactor 2 complex. Gene Ontology annotation, biological process: positive regulation of transcription by RNA polymerase II; chromatin remodeling; negative regulation of transcription by RNA polymerase II. NCBI's taxonomy places the organism in Eukaryota, Fungi, Ascomycota, Eurotiomycetes, Eurotiales, Aspergillaceae. Gene Ontology annotation, molecular function: core promoter sequence-specific DNA binding; TBP-class protein binding; general transcription initiation factor activity. The record is from RefSeq and is a predicted model, not a curated record. The transcript has 4 exons.